AUGAUGCCCAGAAUCUUUGCUGCUGUCUUCAUUUUUGGUCACCUGGGCUCCAACUCAGGACUCACAGAUCCUGGACUGUGGCUGUGCCAGCCAGCACCCAGGUGUGGGGAGCAGCCCUACAGCCCCUUGGAGCAGUGCUGUGAUGAGGGGCUCAUCCUGCCCUUGAACCACACCUGGCUCUGUGGCCCCCACUGCACCUUCUGGCCCUGCUUCCAGCACUGCUGCCUGGAGUCCUUGGGCUCUCAGAACCUGACGGUUGUGAGGUUCAAGGUCCCAGGAAAGAAGCCCGACUGCAUGUCAUCCCCUAUCACCAGGAUCUGUCCCCAGGCACAGGUCUGA
This is a messenger RNA of Nycticebus coucang (slow loris), 339 nucleotides long. RefSeq names its product insulin growth factor-like family member 4. The coding region runs from base 1 to 339 and encodes 112 amino acids. The record is from RefSeq and is a predicted model, not a curated record. NCBI's taxonomy places the organism in Eukaryota, Metazoa, Chordata, Mammalia, Primates, Lorisidae. The transcript has 3 exons. Gene Ontology annotation, molecular function: signaling receptor binding.